Messenger RNA from Erinaceus europaeus (western European hedgehog), 2949 nucleotides. It is a transcript of the gene EPO, whose product is annotated as erythropoietin. The coding region runs from base 1 to 648 and encodes 215 amino acids. The record is from RefSeq and is a predicted model, not a curated record. Gene Ontology annotation, cellular component: extracellular region. Gene Ontology annotation, molecular function: erythropoietin receptor binding; cytokine activity; hormone activity. NCBI's taxonomy places the organism in Eukaryota, Metazoa, Chordata, Mammalia, Eulipotyphla, Erinaceidae. The transcript is spliced from 5 exons.
AUGAAGGCGCCCGAGGCAGAGCCGGAGCGCUGGGAAGGCUCGGCUCGGCAGUCCGCGCUGGAGCGCCCGGCUCUUCGGCUCCUGCUACCUCUGCUGUUGCUGCCCCUGGGGGUGUCCGUCCUGGGGGGGCCCCCGCGCCUCAUCUGUGACAGCCGCGUCCUGGAGCGCUACAUCCUGGAAGCCAAGGAAGCCGAAAAUGUCACGAUGGGCUGCACCGACGGCUGCAGCUUCGGAGAGAACCUCACAGUUCCAGACACCAAAGUGAACUUCCACACGUGGAGGAAGUUGAAGGUGGAGCAGCGGGCGGCUGAGGUCAGGCAGGGGCUGGCCCUGCUCUCGGAGGCUAUCCUGCGGGGCCAGGCCCUGCUAGGCAACUCGUCACGGCCACCAGAGUUGCUGCUGUUGCAGGUGGACAAGGCUGUGAGCGGCCUGCGGAGCCUGUCUUCAUUGCUGCGGGCUCUGGCUGCCCCGAAGGAAGCUGUCUCCCUGGCCAGUGUGGACCUGGAUGCCCCUGCUACCUCCCCCUCUGCGUCCCUCCGGACAUUCACAGUGGAUACUUCAUGCAAACUCUUCCGUGUCUACUCCAACUUCCUCCGGGGCAAGCUGACGCUGUACACGGGGGAGGCCUGUGGGCGAGGGGACAGGUGACAGCGCCCUGACUGCCCACUGCCAUCGCUCGGCACCACCACUCCCACCCCCACGGACACUCCAGGACCAGCAGCGAUGUGUCAGGGACCAACAAAUUGCCCAGAGCUUGACUCGGACCCAAGAGUGUCACAGGGCCAGCUUGAGGCCCUGACACAAGAGGAGGUCAAAAACAGCUGAGUUGGGGAGGGGGGGGGUCAGGGCAGGAAAGUCACUGUCACCUCAGGACCCAGCAGGAUGGUGACAGCCACGAAGGGUCAGUGACUUUUUUCUACACAGGGACAGGAUGGCCGGAGAACUUUGGAAUGAGCUAUGGAUUGUUCAGGUCUGGGGGAUCCCGGGCCCCCGGGGGCUGGCCCCCGGUGCUCUGGUGUGGGGGCACAGCUGCUGUAUUUACAAGCCCACUUGGAAGAAUGGGAACCACCUGGCUGUCUGCUUGUCUGUCUUCCCAGAAGCCCACCCCCACCUCAAACCUCACUUCUGCCCUGACCGGGCAGCAGGAAGCAGGUGGAUCAUGGGUGGUGGAGGGGCUGGGUCCUACGUGCUGCCUGGCAGGACCUAUCUGGCCCCUGGACCCUCCCCAGCCCCCCCUGGGCCUGAAACCAGGUGCUCAGCCCAUGCGGGUUGAUUUGGUUGGUUACAGGCUUCCCGCCCCCCUGGCACCAGUCCUGUGUGAGCCAAGGAUGCUGUCGAGGAAACAGGAGUCAGGCAGGGCUCCCAGGGCUGGGGCAGCUGCCAACCCAGCCUCAGGACCUGCUAGUCUCCUGCCUCUGUUGUGUGCCCCACAACCCCCAGGAUGAUGCCAUUCCUGGACACGCAGCCUCGUGCACAGAACCAGCUGCCCAUCGGUUCCCCAUCCUGCCCAGGACUACUCCCCAGGGCAGAUGAUAUCUAGGGCCUCUGUUCCCUGGUGCCAGCCUGUGCUUAGUGCCACCACAGUGGUUCACCUUGCUACCUGGGCACAGUUCCACAGCCCCAGGAUUUAGAGAGAUGGUGGGAGAGACAGAGAUCAGGAAAGACUCCACAGCACCACAGCUUCCUCCAGGGCCAUAGCAGUUCCUGCUUCUUCUUUCCUUCUUUCCUCCUUGGCUUAUUUAUUCAUUAUGAGAGAGAUGAGGGAGAAAGGGAGAGCGAGAGAGAGACACCAGAGCACAUUAACUCUGGCAUAAGGUGGUGCUGGGAACUGAGCCUGUGGCCUGUGGGUGUUCUGACAGGCUGAGCUACCUUCUGAUCCAUGACUUAGUUGUUCAUGCAGCCGUGUGUGUGUGUGUGUGUGUGUGUGUGUGCGUGUGUGUGUGCGCGUGUGCGUGUGUGUGUGCGUGUGUGCGUGUGUGCGUGUGUGUGUGUGUGUGUGUGUGUGUGUGUGUGUUGGGGAAACUUCAUGCUUUCCUAACUUUGCUGCUCACGGGUCAGCUUUUUCCAUUUCCUUCUUUUUUUCGUUCAAGUAGAAAGUGAGAUGAAAGAAAGAAGGAAAGAAAGGCCACAGCACUGGAGUUUCCCCUGGUGCUGGGGCCCACCCAUGUAGUGCUGGGGCUGGAAACCUGGCCGUGUGCAUGACAAGGCAUGCACCCUACCCGGUGAGCUAUCUCUCCUAUGCUGUAUGCAAUUCUCGGAGAAAGUCAGGGCUUUCAAACCCACUGAACAGAAAACAUAUCAAAUUCCAAGGCCAAGAUCACCCACCCUUCUCUGCUUCUGCUUACUCCUCCCAUGGAACCUCCCCGCCCAUACACACACCUGCUUUCUAAGUCCCCUGAGACAAGGGACAUGGGACAAAGGGCCCUGAUCUGGUGCAGUAUGCAGAUGACAAGAGAUGUCACAAAACUGGAUGCCCCCACCACACACACACACACACACACACACACACACACACACACCAUAGCUCGGGGUGGUGGGGCUCAGGCUUUCUGCUUAGACCGACAGAUUUAGAGAAGCUGUAGCAAACACAGGAGAGGAAGAGGCCGUUUUGUAAUCCAUGGCAGGAAAAAUGACGGGCUGGGUAGGGGGACUGGAAAGUGAGUGUGAGGGGCUGUGUCCUGGCAGGAGAUGGACUGCUGGGCUACACUGCCCUCUGCAGGCUUGACCAGAAAGUGCUAGAGAAACUCCACAGGCUCCCAGAUGCUUUGGGCUCUUCCUCACCAGGCGUUUCCACAAGUGACAGUCUGUGUUGUAGCACCAAGAGGGUCCACGGGGUGGGUUUGCAGACAGGCAUGAGGUCCAAGGUUUGAUCCCUGGCAUCUCAUGCACCAGACUGAUGCUCUGGUGCUUUCUCUCUUCUCUCAGUCUCUCAUAAAUAAAUUUUUUUUA